Molecule: messenger RNA, 3846 nt
Organism: Lindgomyces ingoldianus
Lineage: Eukaryota; Fungi; Ascomycota; Dothideomycetes; Pleosporales; Lindgomycetaceae
Exons: 5
Coding region: 201-3362 (1053 amino acids)
Biological process (GO): mRNA 3'-end processing
Cellular component (GO): nucleus
Molecular function (GO): protein binding; mRNA binding
Source: RefSeq, a predicted model, not a curated record
CACAAAGAAGCCUCCCCCCCUCCAUUUGUGUCUCUACACUAACCGUGCAGACAAAGACAUCGCUCCUUCCUGCUGGGAGCACUGCCUCUUACAGCCCACCUCCUACACGCUCAAUAGGACAUCUCCCCAAUUGUCUUGCCAGUCGCGCCUGACUUUUCGUCACCUCGCAGCUUCCGGUCUGCCUCGCGCCUGCCGCAACCAUGGCGGACAUGGAUCCCGAGCUCGCUUUCCUCAACUCACAGGCCGAGUAUGAUCCCGCCGGCGACUACUCCACCAGCGGCAUCGGCCACCCCGAGCCUGUCGCCGACGAUGGAGAGGAGGACGAGUACGACCCAUCCGCCCUCCCCCCUUCUUAUCCUGACGGCAAUGACCGCUCUCCCUCCGAUCAGUCAGCCUCUAUGCCAGAGUCUCCUGGCAAUACUCCGUCCCCAGCGACCGAGAACGCGCUCAAGCCGCAACCUGCCGACGCUGCUUCUGCUGUGCCGACGCCGCCCAAGCAGCCUCGCACCAUGGGUGGAUUCGUCGACGAGAGUGAAGACGACGAGGAUGAUGUGCCAGUUUCGAGACCGAUGGCGGCUGGAUCUGCGUUGUUGAAUGCCUCGGGGGGUUCGUCUGCUACACCACAGCGUUCGCUUACUCAAACUCCAAACAAUACACUGCCCCCCUCUACCAAUGUACCGUUACAUAGUGCACAAGACCAGGGUCACUCUGGUGUUUCCUCCUCCACUUUUGUUACUGUCAAUGACGCUGCUCCCACUGUUGCUUCGUCUCUUCCUGGUGCUGGUACGCCUGCGCCAGACGCUACUAAAUCAGCAGUCCCAGAUCGGCUGAACACUGUCUCAGCACGUCCUUCUACCACUCCAGUCACUCCAGUUGCUACUUCUCUUCCGAAGCCACGUCUCUCACAGGAUCGAGUUGGCAUUCUUGAAGAUAGAAUCGCUGAAGACCCUCGUGGUGACAUGGAGGCAUGGCUAGAUCUAAUUGCAGAACACCGAAAAAGACACAAGAUCGAUGACGCCCGAGCCGUAUACGAUAGAUUCUUUAAAGUGUUCCCCUCAGCGGCGGAGCAAUGGGUUCAAUACGUCCAGAUGGAGACAGACCUCGACGAGUUUAGUAGAAUCGAACGCUUGUUUGAGCGAUCUAUCAUGGCGACUCCACAUGUUGAUCUAUGGUCAACCUACAUCAGCUACAUUCGACGUCGCAAUAAUUUGACCACUGAUCAGUCAGGCAAUGCUCGUCAAAUCAUUACACAGGUCUACGAAUUUGUCUUGGACAACGUAGGCAUCGAUGUCAACUCUGGUAGGAUAUGGCAUGAGUACAUUGAAUUCAUUAAGUCUGGCCCCGGAAUUGUUGGCGGUAGCAAUUGGCAAGAUAUGCAGAAGAUGGAUACACUGCGGAAAGUCUAUCAACGAGCCAUUGCUGUUCCUACGAGUGCUUUGCUCGAAAUCUGGAGGGAGUAUGACAGGUUUGAACUCAGUUUCAAUAAAGCAGCAGGCCGGAAGAACCUCCAAGAAAAGUCACCCUUCUACAUGACCGCGCGAAGCGCGAACAAUGUCCUCGACAACAUUACUAGAGGGAUUGACCGAACAACCUUACCCAAACUCCCACCUCGGCCAGGUUUCGACGGUUAUGAUGAUUACAUGACGCAGGUCAACAUGUGGAAGCAUUGGAUCCAAUGGGAAAAGGACGAUCCGCUUAUUCUUAAAGAAGAUGAUCGUGCUCUCAUGAACAAACGUAUCGUGUAUCUCUACAAACAUGCCCUCAUGGCCCUCCGCUUCUGGCCUGAGUUGUGGUAUGAUGCUGCUGAGUGGUGUUUCCAGAAUAAUAUGGACAAGGAGGGAAAUGAAUUCCUUGCGCAAGGCGUCGAGGCCAACCCAGAGAGCUGUUUGCUCGCCUUUAGAAAAGCCCAUCAAGUUGAGUUGUCCGGUGAAUUCGAAGAUGGCGAGGCAGGAAUCAUUCGCAAAGGAGAAGCCGUUCGUGAGCCAUUCAACAAAGUUUUGGACGCACUGUAUGAUCUUACCAAUCAAACAAAAAGGCGAGAAGAGCAUUCCCUUGUUCGGGCGAAAGAAACUUUCGAGGCCCAGAGGGCAGCUGAUGAAGCCUCCCGAGCUAACUCUGACGGAGGGUCUGACGAGGACGGAGGGCAGGAUGACGAUGAUGAGGAGGCCGCGAAGCAAGCGAAAGAGAAAGAAGCGAGGUUCCAGGCACAGCUCCAAGCUAUCUCGACGGGGUAUAACGCCGAGAUCCACGACCUGAAGAAGACCAUUUCUUACGCUUGGAUCGCUUUGAUGAGGACUAUGCGACGCAUUCAGGGUAAAGGAUCCCCUGCGGGCACGCCUCCAGGCUUCCGAGGGAUAUUUGCUGAAGCUCGAAAGAAGGGCAGACUUCUCAGCGAUGCCUAUGUAGCGAGCGCGCUGAUCGAGCAUCAUUGUUACCAGGACCCGGCCGCAGCUAAAAUUUUUGAGCGCGGCAUGAAACUCUUUCCUGACGACGAGAACUUUGCAUUGGAGUACAUCAAGCAUCUCGUCAAUCAGAAUGAUGCAACCAAUGCACGAGCGGUAUUUGAGACAGUAGUAAACCGAUUGACACAGAAGCCAGGUUCGAUUGGACGAGCCAAACCGCUCUUCAAGUAUUUUCACGAAUACGAGUCUCAAUUUGGCGAACUUGCUCAGAUUAUCAAACUGGAGAAGCGCAUGACCGACCUAUUUCCCGAAGACCCGCGGCUCCUCCUCUUCUCUCAGCGAUUCUCUACCACGACGUUUGACCCAACGAUCGCUCGGCCUGUCAUCUCGCCCAAGACACAGAUGAAGCCAGUCAUGAUGCUUCAGCCAACAAUAGAAGAGCCUUUGGUACCGCUACCACCCCCUCAAGAGAAGCGACCGUCACCAGUUCUGAACUCCCCGCGAGUUCCCCCUGCUUCUCUUUUCCCUAUCACCAAUUCGCCCAAACGCCCAUUUGAUGAAUCAGAUAGCGACUUCACACAGCCUCGAAAGAUGAUCCGCGGAGAAUCACCGCUCAAGGGAGCUGCAGGCCGACGACUAGAUGCUGCUAGGCGCAACAUGGCUCGUACGUCGGAGGGCAUGUCAACCCUUCCCGUUGCUCCUCCACCACCAGAUUUGCCAAGGGACGUCAAGCACCUCCUCCACCUCAUCCCUGGUGCGCAUACCUAUAAAGAGACUCGAUUCAUUCCUGAAAUGUUGGUUCGUCUUUUGCAGACUGUUGACCUGUCCAAAGCGAACCUGGCUGCUAGACCGCCGACUCUGGCUCCCAGCCCAGCUCCAGCAACGCCCUCCUUCCCCCCUCCUCCAAUGGGCGCCUGGGGCCCACCUCCAGCUGGAAUGAGUGGUUUCUACGGACGGUGAUUUCCUUCUACGGGCAACCAGAGGUCUGCUUCUCUCAACACCAUAAUUUUCUUCUUUCAUCUCGCCUAGCUGGUAAUAAACCCAGUUUGCGCAGGACAAUACAAUGACUAUCGUGGAAUGAGUUUGUUUUACUCAAGUACAUGACAAACUACAUGUUUCAAUGAGGUUCCUUCGCAUGAUUCGGCGUUCAUGGUUGCCUACAAGAAGCCCGUAAGUAGACUCAGACAGGUCUCAGGUUUCAGGUUCAGAUUGGCGUCAGCACAAAACAAUCUUGAUAUUGAAUGGUGGGUUUUACUUUCCUUCCUCUGUGUGUCUAAAAUUCCAUGGCCUUGUGUGUCAGAUUCAGGUUGGCGUAGGCACAAAGCGAUUUUUGGAUUCGGUGGUAGGCACUGCUUUCUGGCCUGGGUGUAUCUACAACUCCAUAGCCAUGUGUACUCUACUCCAACAGAAAUUCAGUCAGCAGCUGUCUGGAGAUGUUCCUUUC